UGUAUCCUAUAGUCGACUCGUCAAUAAUUUACAGCUUGAUUGAGAAACAAAAGUAGCAGGUCUCUUUCUUCUUCCAUGGCUAUUCUUCUUCUUCGUUCUCUCAUCUGAUUUCCUUUUGGUUUCCCUCAAUGGAUCGAAGUUUACAAGCACUUGUUGCAGCCAUUUCUAGUUUCUUUAUAGUCUCCGUGAUAUUAGCUUUGCUCAUAUUGAUCUGUAAAUCAACCAAAAUAAGCCCUCCUCAAACCCAAACCCGAUCCUUAAUCCGAACCCGACCCUCCCCCAACCCUCCCGAUCUCACAACCUGCGACAGCGCCGCCUUCGACCCCUCCCUCAAACGCCUUGACAUGGCUGAACUCGCCGCCGCCACCAAGAACUUCUCCUCCGACCUCAUCAUCGGCGACGGCAGCUUCGGGUACGUCUACAAAGCCACCCUCUCAUACGGUGUCACCGUCGCGAUCAAAAAGCUCGAUCCGAAUGCCUUCCAGGGGUUCCGAGAAUUCCGGGCCGAGAUGGAAACCCUAGGCAAGCUCCGUCACCAAAACAUCGUUAAGAUCCUUGGGUUUUGCUCUUCGGGCGUCGAUCGGGUAUUGAUAUAUGAGUUCAUUGAGAGAGGAAGCUUGGACCAAUGGCUGUACGAUGAGGAAGAAGAAGAGAACUCCGUCGACAGUUUAUCGUUAUCUUGGGAAACCAGGAAGAACAUAGUCAACGGGAUUGCUAAUGGGCUGGCUUAUUUACAUGGGCUUGAUACGCCCAUUAUCCAUAGAGACAUCAAGGCUAGCAAUGUCUUACUGGAUGCCGAUUUUGAGCCCCAUAUCGCCGAUUUCGGGCUCGCUCGGCAAGUCCAAGAGGCCCAUUCACACGUAUCGACGCAAGUCGCCGGGACAAUGGGUUACAUGCCGCCGGAGUACCGGGAAGGAAAUACCGCAGCAACGGUGAUGGUCGAUGUCUACAGCUUCGGAAUAUUAAUGAUCGAGAUCGCCACCCAAAACCGACCCAAUUGGCCUGUGAGGUUCGAGGGUAAAGACAUGGGGCUGGUGGAAUGGGCUAGUAAAAUGGUAGCCCAAAAUCGAGAAACAGAAAUGAUAUAUCGAAAGAUCCCAAAUAAGGAGGUGAUCCAGCAAGAUGAGGUGAAGGAGUAUUUCAGAAUUGCAUGUAUGUGUACCAAUGAGCAAACCAAAAUAAGGCCUGCCAUGACUCAAGUUGUUGAGCUGUUGAAUCAAAUUUCCUCCUCAACUACCAACAACAAUUAAUUGGUCUAGUGAGAUAAGGUAUUAGAUCUCUUAAAUAAGAUUAAUAGUUUGAAUCCCGACGAUUGCGAAUAGAAUAAACUAAGUUGGGGAUCGCCUUUACCUCUACACUAUCUGAUCCUUAUUAGUCGAUCAACAGAUCAGAUACAAAUGGUUAUACCAAAAAAAUUUCCUUAUCAACUUGCAAUUGGUAAACUUCCCCCAUAACAAUGCUAUAUUAUUUUCUCAAGAUGUGAAAUAUUGUAAGUACCUGAUUAACAUGUAGGCAAAUAUAUUUUUAUAUAUU
This is a messenger RNA of Hibiscus syriacus, 1533 nucleotides long. RefSeq names its product putative serine/threonine-protein kinase. The record is from RefSeq and is a predicted model, not a curated record. Gene Ontology annotation, molecular function: ATP binding; protein kinase activity. NCBI's taxonomy places the organism in Eukaryota, Viridiplantae, Streptophyta, Magnoliopsida, Malvales, Malvaceae. The coding region runs from base 129 to 1250 and encodes 373 amino acids. Gene Ontology annotation, biological process: protein phosphorylation. The transcript has a single exon.